Molecule: messenger RNA, 2333 nt
Organism: Folsomia candida
Lineage: Eukaryota; Metazoa; Arthropoda; Collembola; Entomobryomorpha; Isotomidae
Exons: 6
Coding region: 371-2077 (568 amino acids)
Source: RefSeq, a predicted model, not a curated record
UUGAGACUGACGAAAAUGAGACAAAUCUCUUUUUAUGCCGGCUCAAACCUGCUCAGCUCACUGUCUUGUUCUUUCUGGAGAAAGCGUAAAACCGUGAAAGGCCGAAUGAUUUCAGUUACGGAAAAGUGGAAUUGGCAAAAUUAGCAUUGAUUGAACGAGACUGGACUGGAAAGGAUUGAAUAUAACCAACAUAUGACGUACGAGGUACGACGAUACAAUAUAAAAGAUAUUCCAUAAGAUAAUUGAUCGAACCAAGUUUGAUCAGGUUAGAAAUUCUAACUUAGAAUUUUGUCCACUACAGUAUUGACUUAACAUAAAAAUCCACAUUGACGUAUAACUCUGCGCAGAGAGAUCGCCAUCACCUUGUACAAUGGAUGAAACGAAAAUGAAGAACCUUUGGGCCAACAAACAGUUGUAUACCCUAAAAUUACCGGAAUUAAAACAAUUCUUGAAGAGUGUCGGCCUUCCGAUGAAUGGAGAAACUGAGACGGUUACAAAACGUGUCGCAAUGUGGCUCGACGUAAAAUAUUUGGAUCUCUUUGUCCUUCAGGAUGGAGUUAAGACAACUCCACAUGAAUUAAAACCGGCACAAUUGCGUAAAAUCGUGGCUCAAUUGGGCAUGGAUCCAACUGGAGACAAGGAUGAAUUGCAUUUUAGUUUGAUUGAACAUCUCAAGAAGAAAAAUGCUGGUAGCUCUAGCAGCGGUGGGGAUGGUGAAUCUGCAGACUCACCAGGCGAUGCCCCUGGAAUUGUUGUGGCAAAGCAGAUUCUCGAAAUGCAGACCGAUUAUCCUGCAGUGUUGUCUGCAUCCGGUAUAAAUAUUACAACCGACUCCUCCAUCGCCACGAUGCGCAAGGCAUAUCUUAAACUAUCUCUUCUCAUCCAUCCGGAUAAGUUGCAAAGCAUCUUUCCCGACGCCACUAAAGCCUUUCAAUGUCUCGUAAAUGCCUAUGAGCGAUUAUCUCAGCCUGAACUAUUUUUGGAGGAUGAAGAUGACGAGAAAGUAGCCAAGAAGAAGACGGUGAUGCGUUCCAACGACGGGUGCCACAGGACUCGUCUGUUCUGCCCGCGAUGCAAUGCUGAGUGGGGUACGAUGGACAGUGGGGUGGCCGACUACGACUACAAUUUUAUGAUGAUGGGACUCAAAACUUACAACUGUGCGGGAUGUCUCUUUGAUUUUGGAUGUAUGACGGCUAUUCACAAGUGCCCCAUGUGUAGAAAAGGAUUCGAAUAUCAUCCAUCCGACUUUCAUCGCAAGAUUUUUUGCAGCAACGACAAAUGCAAAAAGACGUUUGGCUUUUUCGUAUUCAACAUUUCGGACCGGUUGGAGAAAGAGUAUCGGCAAGAAAUCAGGAAGAAACAAGAAAAACAAUUGAAAGAAAAGGAACAAUUGCAGGAACGAGAGAGACGAGCUAAAUCACGGCAGAAGGGAAGUAUGGGUGCUACAGGGAAGGAUAAGUUGUUCACCCUCAACUUGCUGGAUGAAUGUCCACGGUGUGGCGAAGAAGUUGAGAGCAGCGCCGAGCUGAGAGAGACUCAUUUGGCCGAAUGUACGGACAAGAAGAAAAUUGCUGCCUACGCCAAGAAAUUAAAGGAAGAACAAGACCUGGCCGAGAAGAAGAGUAAGGCACGUGAGGCACAGGAAGAAGCACAAAACGUUUCAAGUUGGGACUAUCUCGGAGCGAAGACGGCAGACAUGUGGCUAUUGACGGAAAAGCAGAUAAAACUCAUGUGUCAAAAUUACAAGAUCGAUGAUACUGGAAGCAAAGAUGAACUGAUAGCACGGUUGGUGAGACACAGGAAUGACUUGGAUUCCAGGAGGAUGAUCACACAAGGUGGGGAAGAAGGCUCGUCAUCCGGUGCACCAACCAAGAAGAAGAGGAAGUUGAAUGUGGAAGAUUUGCCGACAAAUAUGGAAAGCCUGAGCGUUCCCCAAUUAAAAGCAUUUUGUGCUUCGAACGGCAUUGUUACAAAGGAAGGAACAAAGGCUGGAAUAAUUAAACAGAUUGAAAAGAUCGUUCAUGGAGAUCAACCAUUCCUACGGCUGACGGGAGGAAAAGAGAAACCAGUCGAAUAAUUUUUGUACGGUGGUAUUUUUUGACGAGAUAAGUGAGUUCUGCAAUUAUUAUUAACUAUAGAUUGCACCUCAAUUUAGUUUUCGAGGUCCAGUGUUUAAUGGAAAUUUUUACUUUAAGUUACAUUUCCGGUAAUUCAUUUGUCAAUUUUGCUAUGAAACUUUAAUACUUCAGAGAUGAAACUGUAUUUGAUGAAUUAAUCAUUUUGCAUUUAGUAGGAGACUAAUUGUUGAAAUAAAAUACGUUCAUUAUACUUAA